AGUCAUCAGCGGCUCGGCGGUGUUGGAAUUUGGAUGACGGAGAGGUCAUUUUUUUUUAUUUUUUGGUCUGGUUUGGAUCAAUCAAACGAUAGAGGCUUCUUGUUGCGGAAAAAAGAAACCUCUUUUCAAUCAAGAUGAGAACAAGAAGAAUCGCUGGUGUUGCUUUGAUUUUCAGUCCAACAACGACAGCACGUAACUAUGGAAAAGGUAACCCGUUUGUCCAUCAUCAUAUGCUCUUGUUUCAUACUACUCAAUUUUCAACGAACCCUAAUCCCACUGAUGACAUUGCAAUCACGAACCGGAAGCAACUGCAGAAGUUGUUGCUGGAGAAAUCUAAAACGGGUUUUCACAAGCUCGACCAUGCUCUUUGUUUGUUCCGUCAAAUGGCCCGAUUUCGACCUCUGCCUUCAGUGAUCCAUUUUAAUCAGCUGUUAACUGCUGUUGCCAAGAUGAAGGAAUAUUCAUCCGUCUUUUCUCUGUUUAAAGAAAUCCACGAGUUGGGCAUUCCAAUUGACGAAUAUACACUGAAUAUUUUGAUCAAUUGUUGUUGCCGCUUGAAUCGAUUGGAUUUUGGAUUUGCUAUCUUGGGUAUCUUCUUCAAAUGCGGUUAUACUCCAAAUGUGGCUACCUUCACCACUCUGAUAAACGGGUAUGUUUUAGAAGUUAAGACUUCUGAGGCUGUGAAUUUGUUCAGAAGGUUGAUAAAAUAUGGAGACAUCGAACCUGAUGAAAUCACCUAUGGGACGAUCAUAAAGGGGCUUUGUAAAGUAGGAGACACUACAAUGGCUAUAUGUUUGCUGAGGAGUAUGCAGAAAUGGAAAUAUAGGCUCACUGUUGUGAUGUAUAACACAAUCAUCGACAACCUUAGUAAGGACGGGAAUUUCGAUGAUGCUUUCCGGCUCUUAUCGGAGAUGAGAGGCUAUGAUAUUAUGCCUAAUGUGGUGACCUACAACUCUUUCGUUGAUGGCUUAUGCAAAUCAGGUCGAGGGAAGGAUGUCGCAAAUAUAUUGAGUGACAUGACGGAGCAAAACAUUUUCCCUGAUGUUGUGACCUUCAAUAUGUUGAUAGAUGCACUUUGCAAGGAGGGAAGGACUGAAGAAGCGGAGGGCAUACUCCAGAUCAUGAUUCGAAGAGGUGUGAAACCCAAUGUUGUCACUUAUAAUGCACUGAUGGACGGAUAUUGUUUGCAAGGCCAAAUAAAGAAAGCAAAAGAAGUGUUGAACUCCCUAGUUGAUAAGGGCCUUGAGCCUGAUAUCCGUAGCUAUAAUAUUCUAAUCAAUGGUUUCUGCAAUAAGAUGAAUAUAGACAAGGCCAUGGAUCUCUUCAGAGAAAUGCCUCGUAAAGGGUUAAAACCUGCUACUGGUACUUACAACACUUUGUUAAAGGGGCUGUUACACGCAGGGAGAUGUGAUGCAGCAGAUCAUAUAUUUCAUGAGAUGAUGUGUAGCGGUCAAAAUCCUGACAUUUUAACUUACUCAAUCUUGUUAGAUGGAUUCUUUAAGAACCAAAAAAUUGGCAAGGCAGUAGAGGUGUUUUGGUCAAUGCAAGAUCAUGGAAUAGUUCCUGAUAUUGUUAUUUAUAGUAUCAUAAUUAAUGGCAUGUGCGAAGCGGGGAAGAUUGAAGAUGCUCGAAAACUUUUUAGUACCGUUUUAGCCAACGGUUUGAAACCCAAUGUUAAGAUGUACACUAUAAUGAUUAGUGGACUUUGUAAGAUGGCCUUGGUAGAUGAAGCUGAGGAGUUACUUUUGCAAAUGGAGAAAGACGGCUGUCCACCAAAUAAUGUUACUUACAAUAUUGUUGUUCGGGCAUUCCUAAAGAAGGGAGACAUACAUAAGGUUAAGAUCCUUCUACAAGAAAUAAUCAACAGGAAAUUCUCACCAGAUGCAUCUACCAUGUCCAUAUUAGUAGAUUUACUUCCGGCUGAGGGUGAGGAUAGCGAACUUUUAAAAAUGAUCCAGAGUCUUGUGCCAAGGGAGGAUAGUAAGGCUGUGUCCCAAACUUUAAGUGAAUGAUUUGAAGUUGUCAGAUUAUGGAUGCUUGUGCAAGUGACAUGGAAGGAUUUAUGAGGUUCUAUGUUUUCAACUUUAGGAGCAAGUUUCACCUUGACCAUUGACAUCUUCCAUUGACAUUUGUCUUUUGCCGUGUUGUUUGGAGUUAGCAAAAACAAUCAACAAAACUGAAGGUCUAAGAGCAAGUCCACGCGCUUGCUUUAUCAGCUGCCAAGGCCAUAAUCUGACAGGUACUUUGGCAAAAUCUAUAUCCACCAGUGGGCCAAAUUGCUGCCAACAAAUGACAAAGUCAAUCUUUAGUGCCGAAUUUGGCACUGAUUCUCAUAGGGAAAUGAAAUGGGUUUUGCUACAAUCAUGCUCUCUGUACCUUGUAAUGUAGAAUUUGUGGUGUUGCAUAGUCAGAAUCAUACAUAAUCGAUUAUAAAUUCUUCAGUUCAGUUAAGGCCGUCCCCAAUUCUCUUUUUCAUCUCCAAUAGAUUCAUUCCUUUUCUGUUUGUGAGGUUCAUGAGGCUGUAAGAGUCGGCUAAUAUUCUAAAUGUGGAAGAUUCUUCUUCUUCUU
Messenger RNA from Rhododendron vialii, 2568 nucleotides. RefSeq names its product pentatricopeptide repeat-containing protein At1g63330-like. The coding region runs from base 135 to 2012 and encodes 625 amino acids. Gene Ontology annotation, molecular function: protein binding. The transcript is spliced from 2 exons. The record is from RefSeq and is a predicted model, not a curated record. NCBI's taxonomy places the organism in Eukaryota, Viridiplantae, Streptophyta, Magnoliopsida, Ericales, Ericaceae.